Messenger RNA from Melampsora larici-populina 98AG31, 1568 nucleotides. RefSeq lists its product as uncharacterized. Lineage: Eukaryota; Fungi; Basidiomycota; Pucciniomycetes; Pucciniales; Melampsoraceae. The coding region runs from base 87 to 1208 and encodes 373 amino acids. The record is from RefSeq and is a predicted model, not a curated record. The transcript has 3 exons.
AUCAACAAUUCACCACCACAGUCUCAGCACAGAUAUCUUCGAAUCGAAUUUAAGGAAUCAAGCUCAAAGCUAAAAGAACUGUUAUCAUGCCACAGGCGAACGGGGUUCAGGCGAACCUCAUCUGUAAUGGAAUAUCUCUGACCGAAUACCCCGGCCUCUCGUCCGAUCCUAACACGGUGUUGUGCGAAUCUACGCCUGGCCAAACUUUUGAGGUAGAGUUCUUAGGACCGGAGGCACCUUCAGAUUGCGUAGUCAAGCUCUACUGUGAUGGCGUCUGCAUGGAUAGCUAUGUGUACCCUCGAAAUCAGCUUAUGAAAGCGACUUUUCGUGGUAUCUAUCUUCCGAACGAUGACGCAACAUUAUUACCAUUCAAGUUUGCGAACGUCGAGCUUUGUGAAGAAGAUGACAGUCACCCAGAGCAAAUUGUCAAAAAUCUUGGCACUGUGUCUCUGGAGGCCUUCCGUUGUACCUUGGGUCCCAGGAAACCAAAUAGUGAUAGUGUUAUUCCAGCAGUCGCAUCAAACAGCAAAUUCUCUGAACGGAACAAGAAAGCCAGUAUGAUUCCACAUACCAUCGGUCUUGGACAAUCGAUCCCUGCCUCAAAAAAGCGAUCUUCGAUGUGUCGUGCUACUCAUAACCUGGAUCCCACACCCUAUCUGCGAUUUGUGUGGCAGUACAGGUCUCGCAGUAUGCUGAUCACUUCUGGCGUCAUUCCUCGGCCUGUUUCACCUCCAAUUACACAUCAAAAUGACGAACCAAGACCAGAGGAACAGGAACCACGUAUAGAGGCGCUCAAGGAUCUCAAGCCCGACAUCAAGCCAAAGCCCAUCGGCAGUAAGCCUCUGGUGAUCGAUCUUUGCGAUGACAACCAAACAUCUGCAUUCUUUUCUAGUAGUAUUGAUAACCCGAUCAUUCUUGAUGACGACGAUGACGAUUCGCCCAUUCAAUCAUCCAAAAAUGUAGCUCAAGCUGGUAGUAGUUCAACCCAGCAAGGUGAUAUCAAACCUGUGAAGAUUGAGUCAAAGAUGGCUGCUGGCGGGCAACGCAAUCAAUCGAUCAUAGCUAUUGAUGGGCCACCUAAUCAAACAAAACGAGCCCAAGGUGGGAUUGAAGUUGACCAAAGUGAUCCAAAACGUGCAAAGUUGACAAUACAGUCUGUGACAUUGAAUGACUCGGAUGAAGAUCCAGAUGAUGAAGAUUCGGCUUGAUUAUCUUGGUCUAAUUCCUCUCGAGAAAAUUUUCAAAUCUCUUCAAGUUUCAGAAACCAUCAAUCACUUGAUUUUUCAAACUUUAAAAUGUGUGAUCAUCUUGUUCCCCCUCUCACAAAACCUUGUGAUCCUUCAAUGCCAAUCUAUCCCUAUAUACGUCUAUCGUAACGCUUUACACCCCGAAACCCAGCUCAUGUUUCUAAUUUUUCAUAUUUUGUUAUCACACCUGCUCGUUUCUACCCUUUGGUGCUCGUUAAAGGACUCUUGAAUUGUAAUUUUCCUUAUCUGUUUCUAAAAGGAUGUAUUCGCUUUAUGUCUGAUAUAUAAAAUCCAACACAUUGUGGAUCCUAUAGACUUCAC